Molecule: messenger RNA, 1203 nt
Organism: Ramularia collo-cygni
Lineage: Eukaryota; Fungi; Ascomycota; Dothideomycetes; Mycosphaerellales; Mycosphaerellaceae
Product: ATP-dependent RNA helicase fal-1
Exons: 3
Coding region: 1-1203 (400 amino acids)
Cellular component (GO): catalytic step 2 spliceosome; nucleolus
Molecular function (GO): mRNA binding; RNA helicase activity; ATP binding
Source: RefSeq, a predicted model, not a curated record
AUGGCGGACGAAGGAAUCGAUCGCAAGGCGGAGGAGCGGAUGGAGUUCUCCACGUCCAAGGAGGUCAGCGUUGCCCCGACGUUCGAGGCGAUGCACCUGAAGGAAAACUUGUUGCGCGGCAUCUAUGCCUACGGAUACGAAUCGCCCUCGGCCGUCCAGUCGCGUGCCAUUGUACAGAUCUGCAAAGGCCGUGACACCAUUGCUCAGGCGCAGUCUGGUAYAGGAAAGACGGCCACAUUCAGCAUCUCCACGCUCCAGGUGAUCGACACGGCUGUGCGCGAGACUCAAGCCCUCGUGCUAUCGCCAACCCGCGAACUUGCGACUCAGAUUCAAUCCGUUCUGCUUGCGCUUGGCGACUACAUGAACGUGCAGUGCCACGCCUGUAUCGGAGGCACCAACGUCGGCGAGGAUAUUCGCAAGCUUGACUACGGUCAGCAUGUAGUCUCUGGAACGCCCGGCCGCGUCGCCGACAUGAUCCGCCGACGCAAUCUGCGCACCCGUAACAUCAAGAUGCUCAUCCUGGACGAAGCCGACGAGCUCCUCAACAGGGGUUUCCGAGAGCAGAUCUACGAUGUGUAUCGUUAUCUCCCCCCAGCCACGCAGGUUGUCGUCGUGAGCGCCACACUUCCUUACGAUGUCCUCGACAUGACAACCAAGUUCAUGACCGAUCCAGUCCGCAUUCUGGUCAAGCGUGAUGAACUGACCCUCGAGGGAUUGAAGCAAUACUUUAUUGCGGUCGAAAAGGAAGAGUGGAAGUUCGACACUMUUUGCGAUUUGUACGACACUCUGACCAUUACGCAAGCCGUCAUCUUCUGCAACACGCGCCGCAAGGUCGAUUGGCUUACAGACAAGAUGCGCGAUGCAAACUUCACAGUCUCCAGCAUGCACGGUGAGAUGCCUCAGAAGGAACGCGACUCUAUUAUGGGCGAGUUCCGACAGGGCAAUAGCCGCGUGUUGAUCAGCACGGACGUGUGGGCGCGCGGUAUCGAUGUGCAGCAGGUCAGUCUAGUUAUUAAUUACGACUUGCCUAGCAACAGAGAGAACUACAUCCACCGGAUCGGCAGAUCGGGACGUUUCGGCCGCAAGGGUGUCGCCAUCAACUUCGUCACCAGCGAGGACGUGAGGAUUCUGAGAGACAUUGAAUUGUACUACUCGACCCAGAUCGACGAGAUGCCGAUGAACGUGGCCGAUCUGCUGGCUUGA